AUGCCCCCGGCAAAGUUGCCACCUUUGCUGUGUUUCUGUUCGGAUUCAGUCGGCUGCGUGAACGAUACAUGCGUCACAAAGCCUGGCGCUCAAUGCUUCCACGCUAUCGAAGAGACUUAUAACGUUGACGCCAAACAGACCGAAACCUUGCACUAUUAUGGAUGUUUACCACCCGAGGAAGGUGGUUCGGCUUUGCAGUGCCAUAGCCAUUUGUCGCCCCACUACAUCCCAAAAAGUAUCAAGUGCUGCUUCGACGCCGACUUCUGCAACCUGAACAUCAAACCUGUAUAUAGCCAUUCACUAGUACCUUUCUCAGGUGUGCUUAACUGCUUUUGUGUCUUCGUUUUGUUCGUUCUGUUAAUCGCCGUUAUCGCUGUGUACUACCUUAAGAAAAAGAUUCUCGGCGAUAAGCUGUUGAACAAGAACGAUUUCAUGGGCAACGAAUGGAGCAGCAGCGACUCGUACGACAACCUGUCCAUCAAGAAUAUCAUCGAACACACCAGUGGUUCCGGUUCUGGUCUGCCGUUGCUCGUUCAGCGCACGAUCGCUCGUCAACUGCAGAUGAUCAAGAGUGUCGGCAAAGGACGGUACGGAGAGGUGUGGAAAGCAAAGUGGCGCGGCGAGACUGUCGCCGUCAAGGUGUUUUUCACCACUGAGGAAGCGUCAUGGUUCCGAGAAACCGAAAUCUACCAGACGGUGAUGUUGCGUCACGAAAAUAUCCUCGGUUUUAUUGCCGCCGAUAUCAAAGGUACCGGUAGUUGGACUCAACUGUUGUUGAUAACCGAUUACCACGAGAAUGGUUCGCUGCACGAUUUUCUAAAAUCAAGGACGCUUGACUACGAACUGAUGGCUAGACUUGCCUGCACUGCCGCCUCUGGCUUAGCUCAUCUACACACCGAGAUUCUUGGCACUCGAGGCAAGCCAGCCAUAGCACAUCGAGACAUCAAGAGUAAAAACGUGCUGGUCAAAGUCGGUGGAAUAUGCGUUAUCGCAGACUUCGGACUAGCCGUAAGGUUUAUCAGGCCGAAUCCACGGGUCGGAACGAAGCGUUACAUGGCACCGGAGAUUUUGGACGAGUCGAUCAAUACGCAGAGCUUUGAGGGUUAUAAGCAGGCUGACGUUUACUCGUUUAGCUUAGUACUGUGGGAGAUCGCCAGUCGUUGCCAGUUUAACGGUGGGGAAAGUCACAACAGUUACUGGUUGUUAUUCGUUUCAGGAACUGUGUUGCCUUAUAAAGUGCCGUACGAAGAUUUAGUGCCUUCAGAUCCGACUUUUGACGAAAUGCGCCGUACGGUGUGUGCCGAAAGACGCCGCCCUGACAUUCACAUUCAGUGGACGCAGGACCCAGUUCUGUGCAGUGUCGCCAGACUGAUCCUCGAGUGCUGGCACCAAAAGCCAAACGCGCGGCUCACUGCCUUAAGAAUUAAAAAGUCGCUCAGUCGCCUGCUCGAGGAAAUAACUGCCCAGAAUUAUGAACCAGGCUGGACUAAAAUUUAG
Molecule: messenger RNA, 1497 nt
Organism: Soboliphyme baturini
Lineage: Eukaryota; Metazoa; Nematoda; Enoplea; Dioctophymatida; Soboliphymatidae
Source: the annotation of a GenBank genome assembly